Molecule: messenger RNA, 327 nt
Organism: Impatiens glandulifera
Lineage: Eukaryota; Viridiplantae; Streptophyta; Magnoliopsida; Ericales; Balsaminaceae
Product: putative lipid-transfer protein DIR1
Exons: 2
Coding region: 1-327 (108 amino acids)
Biological process (GO): systemic acquired resistance
Molecular function (GO): fatty acid binding
Source: RefSeq, a predicted model, not a curated record
AUGAAGAAGUUCCUUAAGGAUACAAACACAUUUUCAUUAGUACUGCUGUUGGUAAUGGUUUGUCUAGCAGAUCAAGGCGAAAGCCAAACCUGUUCCAGAUCAUUCUUCUCGACCAUGAUUCAACUGAUCCCUUGCAGACCGGCAGUAGUCUCAUUUAGUCCCAUUGGCCCGAGCCAGGCAUGUUGUCAAGCUGUUAGAACUCUUGGUCAGCCUUGUUUAUGUUUCCUAGUAAAUGGUCCUCCCAUUUAUGGUUUUGAUCGCAGCAUGGUCUUACAGCUACCUGAAAAGUGUAUCGUUAACUUUGAACCAUGUAAUAUUGGGAAAUAA